Messenger RNA from Planococcus citri (citrus mealybug), 985 nucleotides. RefSeq lists its product as uncharacterized. The transcript has 3 exons. The record is from RefSeq and is a predicted model, not a curated record. NCBI's taxonomy places the organism in Eukaryota, Metazoa, Arthropoda, Insecta, Hemiptera, Pseudococcidae. Bases 73 to 828 code for a protein of 251 amino acids.
GUUGAAAUUACGAACGUGGCUGUCAGCCUAGCUUAACAUUUUGAGAUCUUCAAAGAAGUGUGCAUAUGUAAAAUGAUCCUGACUUUGAAAUUAUUUGUUUUAUACCUCAUCAUUUCAUCAUCGAUCGGUGAAGGCGGGGUAACCAAAAAAACUCUCACUAGUGAGGAAAAGGUGGAAAAGGAGUUGAAACCUAUUGAAGAAAAUUUAAAGUUGAUCAUGGAUCCCAAUACCGGCAAUGAUAAAAAAAUGUAUCUGAAAGGAGAAGUUCAAGGGAUGAUGAAAAAAAUAAUUGAACAAGCACUUAAAGCUGACUCACUGUUGGUAGAACAAGGAGCUCAGGAAUACAAAAAAGAAUUGACUGAUGAGUGGGCUUGGUUUGAACUUAUCAGACAACUAAUAGAAGAUUACGAUGAAAGCAAUUUUCCACAUCCAUGUGAUGAUGAUUUUGAAUCAAAGAAGGUUGAAUGGGAUAAAGCCAGGUUGGCAGGUAAAACUAGUCAUGAGCGGAACGAAGAGGAGCGUUACCAAAAAUUCAAAUAUUAUCUUGAAAAUCCGCCCAAUGAAGCAGUACAAAAACUUCGUAACCGUUUGAAUGAAGCAAAUAUUGCAGUUGAAACGUUCAGUAAAGGAAUUGCAAAGGCAUACCGGUUCAUAUCCGGUAGAAUUCGUGAUGGAUACAUGAAAUGUUUAGGCGCGAAUUGGGAUUCUUUUUAUCAUCAAGAAGACGUAUUAACUGCCGUGGGAAUAUUGUUGGAUGAAAUGGGUAUCUCAAAAAAACUAAUUAAGAAGAUUGAGCAGAAAGCACAGUCAAUCAAAAAAGAAGGUUGACUGGAUGGCACUAAGAUGGAUUGUAAAUAUUUUUAGAAGCGAUUAUAUUUCCUUAAUAUGUAGAAAUAAUACCUAAUGGAUAGGUAAUUGUUUAGAGUAUUUUUGCAUUUUUUGUAAAAUUUGUGUGAAUAGGUUAUUAAAAUGAAGAUACCUACUA